This is a messenger RNA of Olea europaea var. sylvestris, 2779 nucleotides long. Its product is annotated as scarecrow-like protein 22. The coding region runs from base 212 to 2500 and encodes 762 amino acids. Gene Ontology annotation, molecular function: sequence-specific DNA binding; DNA-binding transcription factor activity. Gene Ontology annotation, cellular component: nucleus. Gene Ontology annotation, biological process: regulation of DNA-templated transcription. The record is from RefSeq and is a predicted model, not a curated record. NCBI's taxonomy places the organism in Eukaryota, Viridiplantae, Streptophyta, Magnoliopsida, Lamiales, Oleaceae. The transcript has 2 exons.
AUAUAGAGAGGAUGAGAGAAGGCGGGGGCGCUUUACGACAUUUUAAUGUUGAACACAUCGAUAGCAGAAAACAGAACGCAGACAGAGUACUUGGUGGAGUAGAGAAACACCACCACCACCACAACCUUCCCUCCCUCGAAAAACACCUUAAUCCACCCUGCGUAGUGUACAUUAUCCACGAAGACAAGGUGAAGAACAUUAAAGUCUAUACAUGCAGGUGAAGGGGAUGCCCUUAACCUUUGAUUUUGAGGGGAAGGGGGUGCUGGAUUUAGAGCUGCUUGUCAAUAAAUCAUCUUGUUGCGGCAGAAAUAAUUUCGAGGAGAAUUGCUUUUUGAAUAGUUUUUGUGAGCCUAUAUCUGUCCUGGAUACUGUUAGGAGUCCCAGCGGGCUGACUUCGUCGUCAACGCUGUCUUCGUCCUUAGGCGGUGCCGGCAGUAUACCUGGUGGCGGUGGUGGGGCUGGUUCUACUGACACGGCCGACGUGACGGCGGUUUCAGGGAAUAACACCAAUUUAAGUUCCAAAUGGAGGCAAGACUCCACUGCCACCAGCUCCAAUGCCGGAGCUGAUUAUGAGGUCCUCCCUGUUCCUCCGUCUCUCCAGAUCCGCAACAUCUCUGCCAUCACCACCGCGACUCCAAACACUGAAAAAUGUUCAAUGGACGAGUGGGAGAGCGUAUUGUCGGAGUCUGUUGCUGCCUCCCCCAGCCAAGAUCAGUCCAUCGUACGGUGGAUCGUGGGGGAUGUGGAGGACCCUUCAAUGGGCAGCCUGAACAAGGUCUACCAAAUCGGUUGUGGCCCGCAGGCGGCGGCGGACUUUGAGUUCAAUGGCGGGUUUGGGGCUGUGGAUCAAACAUUUGGUGCGGACCCAGUUGGCCAAUUUGGUGUAAAUUUUCUCUCCCCAGUUCCCACCUCUGUGCCCAAUUUAAAUUUCGCCACGAACAGAUCCGGGAACCCAUCUUCAAAUCUGCCCAAUAACGUGUUCCCUUUGGUGCCUAACAUUUUUGGAGCAUUUGAUACUCCACAGAUGCUGAUAAACCAGAACCAAUCUCAACACCCAACGGACCCCUCGUUUUUCAUGCCAAUAUCAUAUACCCAGCAGCCGGAACAGAAUCUAUAUAUGCCACCACAGGCGAAAAGGCACAACCCUGGUGGGGCGAUUGGUGUAGGUCUUGAGCCGCCGGGCAGCCAAAUCCUCAAAGGUCCCUUUUUGGAUACUGGGCAAGAGCUUUUAAUGGCAAGACAACAACCGUAUAAUUACCAGCAGCCACCGCCUGAGGGCCUUUCUCACCAGCUUCAGUUCCUUCCUCAUUAUCUACAGCAAAUUAGGCCGGCAGCAGCAAUGGAAUCAAGUCCAAAGCCAAAAAUGGAAGGGGAUGAAUUUGGACAUUGCCCUCAGCAACAGCAACAGGCGAUAAUUGACCAGCUAUUCAAGGCUGCUGAGCUGGUCCAGACUGGAAAUCCGGCACUCGCGCAAGGGAUAUUGGCGCGGCUCAAUCACCAGCUCUCUCCCACUGGUAAGCCUUUCUUUAGGGCUGCUUUCUUUUGCAAGGAAGCAUUGCAACUUCUCCUUCAUACUAACAACAAUAUCAAUUCCUCUACUGUCACUGCAUCUCCGUUUAGUCUCAUAUUUAAGAUUGGUGCCUACAAAGCCUUCUCAGACAUCUCCCCCGUCCUACAGUUUGCAAAUUUUACUUGCAACCAAGCCCUCCUUGAAGUGGUGGAAGGAUUUGAUAGAAUUCAUAUAGUAGAUUUUGAUAUCGGGUAUGGUGGGCAAUGGGCCUCACUGAUGCAGGAGCUUGCAUUGAGGAGUGGUGGUGCACCGUCCUUGAAAAUUACUUCAUUUGCCUCAUCCUCAACCCAUGACCAAUUAGAGCUCGGCCUUACCAGGGAGAAUCUAAUUCAGUUUGCUAAUGAAAUCAAUAUUGCAUUUGAGUUUGUGGUUAUGAACAUCGAUGCUUUGAAUUCUGGUUCAUGGUCUAUGCCUUUUCAUGUAUCGAAGAAUGAGGUGGUUGCGGUGAAUCUUCCGGUUGGUUCUCUUGCAAGUUACCAGUUGUCAGUACCUUUGGUUCUUCGUUUUGUAAAGCAGCUUUCACCGAAAAUUGUGGUUUCUGUGGACAGAGGAUGUGAUAGAACUGAUUUACCAUUUCCCAACCACAUUAUUCACGCACUUCAAUCUUAUUCUAACUUGCUUGAGUCCCUAGAUGCUGUCAAUGUGAAUAUGGAUGCACUGGAAAAGAUUGAAAGGUUCUUGCUACAACCAAGAAUUGAAAAAAUUGUAAUGGGCCGAUUUCGAUCCCUUGAAAAGAUGCAGCAUUGGAGGACUCUGUUUUUAUCAUCUGGGUUUUCCCCUAUUACUUUUAGCAAUUUCACAGAAUCACAAGCGGAUUGUCUUGUGAAAAGGACUCCUGUUCGAGGAUUCCAAGUUGAGAAAAGGCAGUCUUCACUUGUUCUUUGCUGGCAACGGAAAGAACUGAUCUCUGCAUCCGCUUGGCGAUGCUGAAAUUGUUAGUAGAUUUCUCGAUUCUGCCUUAUUGUGAACCUGCCUUUAGAGGCACAAUCCCUUGAACAUUUAAAUUUUCUCGCAACUUGACUCCCCUUUGCUAAUUGUAUUUGUGACGUAGACAUAUUGUUUCCACCAUUGAAAUGAACCAGGCAUUUUAGUACUGGAUAUCCAGAUAUAGUUUGCGUUGAAAUCUGUUAUUGCUAUUACCUUUGAAAGGUGUAAUUCGUUGUCGAAUAUUUGUCUUAACUAUACAAAUACUUUUGUUAUGCUGAAUUU